Messenger RNA from Austrofundulus limnaeus, 2536 nucleotides. RefSeq names its product insulinoma-associated 2 (gene insm2). Gene Ontology annotation, molecular function: DNA-binding transcription repressor activity, RNA polymerase II-specific; RNA polymerase II cis-regulatory region sequence-specific DNA binding. Lineage: Eukaryota; Metazoa; Chordata; Actinopteri; Cyprinodontiformes; Rivulidae. The transcript has a single exon. Gene Ontology annotation, cellular component: nucleus; transcription repressor complex. The coding region runs from base 355 to 1995 and encodes 546 amino acids. The record is from RefSeq and is a predicted model, not a curated record. Gene Ontology annotation, biological process: negative regulation of transcription by RNA polymerase II; regulation of cell cycle process; neuron differentiation.
AAGACCUGUUUUCAUUUGAAAACAUUUGCAAAAAAACGGCACGUUUUGCAGUUUUCUCAUCUCAGAUAGUUUUUUAGUCCUAAAACUUUUAAUUUUGUGAUAGAAAAUGAGAGAAACUUAAAAACCUUUAAUAAUUAGAUUUUGGGGAUAAGUGCACCUGAGCUACAAGCGUUAAUUUGUGACAAAACAGGGAAACAAACUGCUGUCUCGCUCUCUCUCGUGCGCCCUGAUCCAACCUGCGCGCGCCUCUCCAUCCCUCCCUCUCCGCCACUUCAAAGCGCCACUUCAAAGUGGGAUCAGACACGAGUGGUCCUUCCCGUCUUCAGGUCCCACGCGCCUCACGCCGUCAUCAGAAUGCCUCGAGGAUUCUUGGUGAAGAGGAACCGGCGCGGAUCCGCGUCGUACCGGUCGCGGAGCGACGGCAAACCCGAGGCGCACGAGGGGGACGAGCGGGUGGACGUCCCCUCGMUGGGGGUCUUCCCCUUCCACCGCGCGGAUGGAGAGCCCCCGGAGUCCAGCGAGGGWCCGGUCCGGGACGCGUGGAGCCCGCCGGUAGAGUCCGCAAUGGAGGCGGAAGCUGACCGGAGCGCGCAGCUGCCAGACACCGACGUGGACGUCCUGAGCGUGGACGGAGACUUCUCCUGCUUCUUCCCGCCUCCGCCUCCACACGAACCGGCUUUGGACGAGUCCCGCAGCCCCGUGAAACCGGUAAGCACGAGGCUGCUGGAGCGGCACGAGGAGGCGGACGCGCGGGACCUGCCGUUCCUGGUGAGACCCGCGCAAAACCCCGUGCCCGUCUCCAUGGAGAGGCUCCGUCUGCACGCGCAGCCCUACAGCCACAAGUUUGACCCGAACCUGGCCCGCGUGCACCUGUUCCCCUCGCUGGCGCUGAUGGAGCAGGGGCGCGCGGACAGGAAACACUCCUUCCUCGACCCGGACCGUCAAAAACACAGCGCGAAGCAGUCCAAGAAACCCAAACCGAACCGGAGGCUGAACUUCGAGGACGAGGUCACCACGUCUCCGGUUCUGGGUCUGCGGAUCAAGAAGGAGUGUCCGGAGCUGAGGAGGUCGCGGGAGAAGCCGUCCGCCCCACCCGGGACUCAGCCGCUGGGGGAGUUCAUCUGUCAGCUCUGCAAGGAGGAGUACCCGGACCCGUUCUCCCUGGCCCAGCACAAGUGCUCCCGCAUAGUGCGCGUGGAGUACCGCUGUCCCGAGUGCGACAAAGUCUUCAGCUGUCCCGCGAACCUGGCCUCCCACCGGCGSUGGCACAAGCCCCGCCCGGCGAGCAGCAACCCGGGACCGGAGGCGAACCGGAGCCAGGCGCUGAAGGAGGCCCGGGCUCUGGUUCUGCAGGAGAAGCAGUCGGAGGGCAAAGAGAACGARCUGCAGCACCACGGAGCGCUGGACAGCUCCGCGCGCGUGCUGCUGCUCCGCCCCGACUGGAACCCGGACCUGCAGCAGCGCGUCCGGGCCGCGGACAGCCCCGGACUCCUGCURCUCAACCCGGACGAGCAGCAGCAGCCGCCGGUCCCGUUCCUCCAGUCCUCACCGGAGGAAGAGGCGUACGAGUGCCGCUACUGCGGGAAGAAGUUCCGCCGGCAGGCUUACCUGAAGAAACACCUGGCCGCGCACGAGAUGACGGCGCGCGCCUCCCCGCCCCCACCGCCGCCCUACAACCAGACCCAGGUGUUCCUGUGCCACCUGUGCGGCGCGCGCUUCCCGUCGGUGGAGAUCAGAGACAAGCACCGCCUGUGGCACGCGAUGAGAGACGAGCUGCUGGUCGGAGGAGCGCGCGGCGCCAGAGCGGACGUUUUCCACGCGCACAGAGAGGAGGGCGGCGGCGGGGAGCGCGAGCCGCACCAGCAGCAGAUCUUCACCUGCAAGUACUGUCCGUCCACGUUCUUCAGCUCGCCGGGGCUYACGAGACACAUCAACAAGUCCCACCCCACCGAGAACCGGCAGGUGAUGCUGCUGCAGAUGACGGUGCGACCGUAGAGUCGACUUAUCGAUUAGUCGAGAACUCAAACAGGCUGAAAUGUCGGUUUUUUUUGUUGGAUUUGUUUUUUUCUCCCUCACUUGUGUCUGUGCCUUUAAUUAUGAAAUUAAUUUACAAUAUUUUAUGUUGUAAAACCUGACUCAAAAAACAAAAAAAUACAGAUAAACAACUUUUAAGUUUUACUAAAGUUCAGACUUUAAUUACACAAAAUGUAAAUUUCUUUAACAGAUUUGGCAAUAACAUAAUUAAUAGUGUUUGUAAAUGUCACUUUUAUUAGAAAACUGGGAGCAGAAAUAAUUUCAUUUAAAAAUGUCAAAACCUUUAAAGCCCAGUUAAUUUCUGUUUUAUAUAUUUUUUACAGAACUUAUUUAAUGUUACUACUGCUGGUUUAAAAAUAAAAGUCAAAAUAACUUUAUAAUCUUAAAAAUAAAAUGUGUAACUGUAGUUCUAUGAAGCCUGGACAGUAAUAUUUUGAUAUGUUUUAAGUUAAACAUGUAAUUUAUUCUAAAUCAUUGUCAAUAAAUGUCUGAUCAAUGAGAA